This is a messenger RNA of Labeo rohita (rohu), 1583 nucleotides long. RefSeq names its product geminin coiled-coil domain containing (gene gmnc). Bases 202 to 1371 code for a protein of 389 amino acids. Gene Ontology annotation, cellular component: nucleus. The transcript has 5 exons. Lineage: Eukaryota; Metazoa; Chordata; Actinopteri; Cypriniformes; Cyprinidae. The record is from RefSeq and is a predicted model, not a curated record. Gene Ontology annotation, biological process: negative regulation of DNA replication; negative regulation of cell cycle.
CACUCGCUCAUUGCGCAUCUGCGAUCCAACAGUCGAACGCGUAACGUCAUCAAUUUGACAGCUUCACGCCGAAUCAGGUUGCCGCUGCGCUCCGCAGAGCGAGUGUCAAAGCAGUUUGAAUGAAGUUUAGUGCACUUUCUUCUCUAGGUCUUUGGAGAGCUCGCACCUACCCGUGGCAUCCCGUCCUAAGAACUGAGCACCAUGCUGUCCUGCCAAGAUCUGAGCUUUGCAGGAGGGCAGCGCUACGACUACUCCGCGUCGACGUCAGCUGACGGUAGUGUUGACGUUUCCACAGCAACGCUCGUCUCCCUCUGGGACGCCGGUCCCCUGGACAACGCUGCCCGCCAGCACGAGCCGCCGCGGCGGGAUUCACUGCCUGUGUCUGAGCAUGGAAUGGGACAUCAGCCCACCUGGUCUGACCAACUGUCACCUCAACUUCAACGAAACAAACAGCUCCAAGACACCCUAAUGCAAAGAGAAGAAGAGCUGGCCAGACUGCAGGAAGAGAACAACAAGCUCAAAGAGUUUUUAAACUCAUCAUAUGUGAAGUCUUUAGAGGAAAAAACAAAGAAACUCCUUUCCAACUGCAAGGUUCCAGAUGGUUCAAGACAUCGAAAGAGAACUCAUGGUGAUUUCCGGAACCUGAGUCAGAUGCUUCACAGCGGCGAGGGGAAGCGGACCUGCCGCAAUCUCUCUUUGGAGUUUUGCUCUGCUGAAGAGCUGGCGGCCACCCCACCUCUAGACUCAUGGAUACUAGAGACUCUAGGCCUGCAAGACGAAAAUACCGUUGACCCAGAACGCAGUUUCAACACCCCUUCUUUCAACUGUCCGCUUACUACAGAAGAUCCUUACAGUACAACAAACGUAGACAAUGCAGUCAGCUUCAGCCCUAAUGCCGAGACACACUGCAAUUACAACAGCAUCGUGGAAUCACCCGGCAACUGCAGCCUGGACACCUCCAGUGGUUACAGCACCUCUCAGAGCUUGGGUUCAGAUUAUUCAACGCUUGACCCUUCAGCUCUAUACACCAUCACAUCUACAGGGUCACUGGUCAGCUCUCCACCAGCGAUGACCACCGCUCAACACUUCACACCACCACGAGCUGCCUCCACUCCGUAUCGUCCCCAGGACAUAAGCCCUGGUCCAUACUACAACACACCAGGCUGUGGUUCCUCCAGUCCACCAGGGGGCGACAGUCAAGUUUUUUCUACACCUCGUAUGUCCCGUACCAGGACAGACUUGGCAUUUAGCAUGUCACUAAGUCCACAAAACAGCGUGAAGACACACAGUUUCCCUCAAGGACAAGCUUUCACACGCAGAGACGCACAAGGGGGAUGGAACUUCACCUGGGUUCCUAAACAAUGUUCCUAGAGACAUAUUUUAAGGACUUUGUGGGAAAAAACUGCCUUUUUUAGCCAUUUUUGAGGACUGAUAACCCAGCUCGCUCCAUAUUCACAAGAAACACAACAACUGUUCACUUUUACGGGUUAUAUAUAAUAUAUUUUGAUAGCUUUGUGAUAUUAAGUAAUGAAUUUGUAUAUUGUUUUUUUUAUUCAUUGUUAUUGAAAAGCUUUGAUACUAGA